CAGGGAGCCGCUGCGCCACGGAGAGGACACGCCGGGACCGGACCGAACGCAGCCCCCCACCCCGGACUCUGCCGCAGACACCUCCCCACAACACCCCGAGACGAGCCGAGGCUGCCCCCGCCGGGAGAGAGGAGCUCAUCCCACCCAAGUCCCGAGUUUCCCCCACGAGGAGCCCAGAGACGGGGACACGUCCCCCGCGGUCCACAGCAGCUAACCGGGACUGAACGUGUCUCCACUGCCUGUCCUCCUUAUUCUUUUACAUUUUUAUUAAAGUACAGUUUUAAAGAGGCUCCCCCGGAGCCGCGUGGCCUUUUAGCGGGAAUGGAGAACGCGCACACGAAGAGCGUGGAAGAAGUUUACACUUUUUUCUGCGUCAACGAGAGCACGGGACUCUCACCUGAGGAGGUGAGACGACAGCGGGACAAAUGGGGCCUGAACGAGCUACCAGCAGAAGAAGGGAAAUCAUUAUGGGAGCUCGUCCUGGAACAGUUUGAAGAUCUGCUUGUUCGGAUCCUCCUGCUGGCCGCGUGCAUAUCUUUUGUGCUGGCCUGGUUUGAGGAGGGAGAAGAAACCAUCACAGCGUUUGUGGAGCCUUUUGUAAUUUUACUUAUCCUAAUAGCCAACGCCAUCGUUGGGGUGUGGCAGGAGCGUAACGCUGAAGAUGCCAUCGAGGCGCUGAAGGAGUACGAGCCCGAGAUGGGGAAAGUGUACCGGCAGGACAGGAAAACGGUGCAGAGGAUCAAGGCCAGAGACAUCGUCCCAGGGGACAUCGUGGAGGUGGCCGUUGGAGACAAAGUGCCUGCUGACAUUCGCAUCUGUUCAAUCAAAUCAACAACUCUGAGAGUCGACCAGUCCAUUCUGACAGGUGAAUCUGUCUCUGUCAUCAAACACACCGACCCUGUCCCCGACCCUCGAGCAGUCAACCAAGACAAGAAGAACAUGCUCUUUUCUGGCACCAACAUCGCAGCUGGAAAGGCUGUCGGCGUCGUCGUCUCUACUGGCGUUAACACGGAGAUCGGUAAGAUCCGUGACGAGAUGGCAGCCACGGAGCAGGAGAAGACGCCUCUGCAGCAGAAGCUGGAUGAGUUUGGUGAGCAGCUGUCCAAGGUUAUUUCCCUCAUCUGCGUCGCUGUGUGGAUCAUAAACAUCGGACACUUCAACGACCCCGUUCACGGCGGUUCCUGGAUCCGUGGAGCUGUUUACUACUUUAAGAUUGCCGUGGCCCUGGCUGUAGCUGCCAUCCCCGAAGGACUUCCUGCUGUGAUCACGACCUGUCUGGCACUGGGAACUCGCCGCAUGGCCAAGAAGAACGCUAUUGUCCGUAGCUUGCCCUCUGUGGAGACCCUGGGCUGCACCUCCGUCAUCUGCUCCGACAAAACGGGCACCCUGACCACCAACCAGAUGUCUGUCUGCAGAAUGUUCGUUCUCAACAAAGCCGAAGGCGACAGCUGCUCUCUGUCAGAAUUCACCAUCACAGGAUCUACCUACGCACCCGAGGGAGAAGUGUACCAAGAUGGCAAACCAGUGAAGUGCUCCCAGUAUGAUGCUUUGGUUGAACUGGCCACCAUUUGUGCCUUGUGUAAUGAUUCCUCUCUGGACUUCAAUGAGGUGAAGGGUGUGUAUGAGAAGGUCGGUGAGGCCACAGAGACGGCGCUGACCUGCCUAGUGGAGAAGAUGAAUGUCUUUGACAAUGACGUCCACAGUCUGUCCAAGAUUGACAGAGCCAACGCUUGCAACUCGGUGAUCAAACAGCUGAUGAAGAAGGAGUGCACCCUUGAGUUCUCCAGAGACAGGAAGUCCAUGUCUGUCUACUGCACCCCAAACAAAUCCCGUUCCUCCAUGGGCAAAAUGUUUGUAAAGGGAGCCCCAGAAGGAGUGAUAGAGAGAUGCACUCAUGUCAGAGUGGGCAACAGCAAAGUUCCUCUCAGCCAAGGCAUCAAAGAAAAGAUCAUGUCUGUUAUUCGUGAGUACGGUACAGGACGUGACACCCUGAGGUGCUUGGCUCUGGCCACACGAGACAACCCCCCUAAAAUGGACGACAUGAUUCUGUCUGAAACGGCCAAAUUCACAGAGUACGAGUCUGACCUCACAUUCGUCGGCUGCGUUGGCAUGUUGGACCCACCCAGACAGGAGGUGGCUGCCUCCAUCAAGCUGUGCCGCCAGGCUGGCAUUCGUGUCAUCAUGAUCACAGGCGACAACAAGGGCACAGCUGUGGCUAUUUGCCGCCGCAUUGGCAUCUUGACUGAGGACGACGACGUUGAGCGCAUGGCCUUCACUGGACGGGAGUUUGACGAGCUGUCAGCCUACGCCCAGCGGGAGGCCGUGACCCAAGCCCGUUGUUUUGCCCGCGUCGAGCCUUCGCAUAAGUCCAAGAUUGUUGAGUUUUUGCAAAGAUUUGAUGAAAUUACUGCCAUGACGGGGGACGGAGUGAAUGAUGCCCCUGCAUUAAAGAAGGCAGAGAUUGGCAUCGCUAUGGGCUCCGGCACAGCUGUGGCCAAGUCGGCCUCAGAGAUGGUCCUGGCCGAUGACAACUUUUCGUCCAUAGUGGCUGCGGUGGAAGAAGGCCGAGCUAUUUACAACAAUAUGAAGCAGUUCAUAAGAUACCUCAUCUCCUCCAACGUGGGCGAGGUGGUGUGCAUCUUCCUUACAGCAGCUUUGGGCUUCCCUGAGGCACUGAUCCCAGUCCAGCUGCUCUGGGUCAAUCUGGUGACGGACGGGCUCCCUGCCACCGCCCUCGGCUUCAACCCCCCUGACCUGGACAUCAUGGAGAAGCCCCCCCGCAACGCUAAAGAGCCUCUGAUCUCUGGUUGGCUUUUCUUCAGAUACUUGGCCAUUGGAGGUUAUGUGGGGGCUGCCACUGUGGGAGCUGCGGCCUGGUGGUUUACCAUCUCAGAGGAUGGACCACAGCUCACUCUGUACCAGCUGAGCCACUUCCUCCAGUGUGGCCCAGACAACCCAGAAUUUGACGGCUUGGACUGUCAGGUGUUUGAGUCGCCCUACCCAAUGACCAUGGCGCUGUCCGUGCUCGUCACAAUCGAGAUGUGCAACGCUCUGAACAGUCUGUCAGAGAACCAGUCCUUGCUGCGGAUGCCUCCCUGGGAGAACAUCUGGCUGCUGGGAGCCAUCUGUCUAUCCAUGUCUCUCCACUUCCUCAUCCUCUACGUGGAGCCACUGCCUGUCAUCUUCCAGAUCACCCCCCUGGAUGUGACCCAGUGGAUGAUGGUGCUGAAGAUCUCGCUGCCAGUCAUCCUGCUGGACGAGCUGCUGAAGUUCGCAGCCAGGAACUACUUGGACCUCGGUAAACAGCGGGAGGAGCCGGCCCACAAAGGCUGCUACCUGUCUGCAUGUGCCCAGGGCAUCUCCUGGCCCUUUGUGGCCCUCUCCCUGCCCCUGCUGCUGUGGAUCUACAGCACCGACACUAACGUGUCUGCCAUCUUGUGGCCCUGACUGACUCCAGAACACUCCCCUCCCCUCACACCAGUGUGACGUGGACAUUAACACACACAUCUAACACCUUACUGUAAACACUCACCUGUUCUGACCUCACCUGCCUGCUGUGUUUACAUUUCAGUGAAACAUGGUUUCAGGUGGGGGUGGGCUGUGAUCCAGAGUUUAAUUUUGACUGGUUAAGACAUUCAAAUGUUCUUUUAUCACCUAAACAUCGGCCGUACAGAGAAUGUAAACAAUUUUGUAUAAACAUUUUGUAAUUUGGGGCAACGGGGGACACGAGGAGGAAACCUUUAUGUUCAAGCAGGACGAGACCGUGACGAAUGAAGAGAACAAAACUAG
Nematolebias whitei (Rio pearlfish) is the source of this 3789-nucleotide messenger RNA. RefSeq names its product sarcoplasmic/endoplasmic reticulum calcium ATPase 2. The record is from RefSeq and is a predicted model, not a curated record. Gene Ontology annotation, biological process: calcium ion transmembrane transport; intracellular calcium ion homeostasis. Lineage: Eukaryota; Metazoa; Chordata; Actinopteri; Cyprinodontiformes; Rivulidae. Gene Ontology annotation, molecular function: ATP hydrolysis activity; P-type calcium transporter activity; ATP binding. The transcript is spliced from 20 exons. Gene Ontology annotation, cellular component: membrane. Bases 322 to 3447 code for a protein of 1041 amino acids.